This is a messenger RNA of Athalia rosae (coleseed sawfly), 2704 nucleotides long. It is a transcript of the gene dpn, whose product is annotated as protein hairy. Gene Ontology annotation, molecular function: protein dimerization activity; DNA-binding transcription factor activity, RNA polymerase II-specific; RNA polymerase II cis-regulatory region sequence-specific DNA binding. Gene Ontology annotation, cellular component: nucleus. Bases 697 to 2097 code for a protein of 466 amino acids. The record is from RefSeq and is a predicted model, not a curated record. Gene Ontology annotation, biological process: regulation of transcription by RNA polymerase II; regulation of neurogenesis; anterior/posterior pattern specification. Lineage: Eukaryota; Metazoa; Arthropoda; Insecta; Hymenoptera; Athaliidae. The transcript has 3 exons.
AGGGCUGAGAUUCCGUGUUACCCCCACUUCCUAGAUGCACCACGUUUUCAUGCAGCCUGCCAGUUCUCCCCACCACAUUUAAAUUGCCCCCCACUUCGCAGCCGCUACUGCAUCGGCAUGCGGUCUUCGAAUUCGUAAACGUCAAACAGUAACCCUCCACACCCUGACCGGGUCGUCACCAGACAAGGUGAUCACCCCAUCGCGAAGUUUCUGGGACGAUCGAAAAUCGCUGUGUUCAUCGAACAUUUUGUAAAUAAAUUUUUGACUCUGUGAAUAAGUUUUUUGAAUAUCGAUAUCCGAUUUUUCGAAAUGUGCUUCACUGUUAAUCGAGUUACGAUUAUUGAUUAACAUCUAAAAUAAUCUACGAGGAGGGCGAGAACGAAGCAAAAUUCAACGAAAACGUUGUCGUCGAUUAAAAUAAAACUAUUUUUUUAAUUAUUUGUGUUACGUUUUUCAUUCUUCAUUUUAAUAUACAUACAUAGAUUAAGUUUUGAAGUGUGUGCGUGUUUCCUUAAUAUUUUUAAUACUCAUUGUCGGUGUGAAGUUGCGGAAUUUACACCCGCUCGCGCAUGUAUCAACGAUCCACAUCAUGCGGGGAUAAUAAUAAUACGUGUGAAAAAAGUCGACCUUAAUUAAUUGUCAGGAGAGACGAUUAACAUAUAAUUACGGCUGAACAAAAAUUGCAAAUUGUUAUAAAUGGUGGAUUACUACAGCUACAAAAUGUCAGGAAGCGAGGAAGAGUUCGAGCCUCAAAUGUCCCAAGCCGGAAUGUCGAAGGCUGAACUACGAAGGAGCAACAAGCCAAUAAUGGAGAAGCGAAGAAGGGCGAGAAUAAACCAAUGUCUGGAUGAAUUGAAGAGCUUGAUCCUCGAGGCAAUGAAAAAGGAUCCGGCGCGGCACUCCAAGUUGGAAAAAGCUGACAUCCUGGAGAUGACGGUGAAACACUUGCAGACGGUACAACGUCAGCAAUUGACGACAGCGGUGGCCACGGAUCCGGCAGUUCUGACGAAAUUCAGAUCGGGUUUUUCGGAAUGCGCCACCGAAGUGUCGAGAUACGUCAGCCACUUGGAGAACGUUGAUCCCGUCGUGAGACAGCGUUUGGUGUCGCACCUGAAUAGCUGCGUGUCAAACCUACAGCAAAUGGCACCUUUCUACAGUCAUUACGUCCCUUAUAUGCCCGAACGAGUGUUUCCGGAAGUGAAAGUUGGCUUUCAGAGCGACUUUCAGAGCGGCGACGAGAACAAUAACGGAAGUGCGAGGAUCCAAAUACCCAGCGGUGUUCAACUGAUACCGAGUCGUCUACCGAACGGCGAAUUAGCCCUUCUCGUUCCACAAUCGGCGGGCAUAUCGGCGAACUUUCCAUUUUUUCCACCGGCAAACGAAGCCUCGUCGAGAAUCGGACCCUCCUCAGCUUUCACCGCCGUACACAGAUCGCACAGCCCUCUGCUCAGCCCUUCGACUUCUACGUCGAGCUUCGGCGAGGAGAGUCACCACUCCGAGAAUUAUCCCCAGGCUAAUUCGCCCGGGAAUAAUUUAUUCAAGGUUCCCGAUCAGAGCCCGCCCUCUUCGUCGUCGAAGAGUUUCUCAUCGCCGGAAACACAGAAGGCUCAGAUCAGUUCGUCCAGCGACAGGAAAUCUCCGAUUUCCUCGUUCGCGGAGGUCAAGGUAGACGUAAAGACGGUUGCGCUCGGAUCGAAAGCUUCGAAAGCGGAAAUACCGGAACCGAUAUCGGCUAUGAACGUUGGCUCAUCUCUUCCAGCUCUGAGACUCCCGUUAUCAGUGAUUACCGAUAGAUCUUACAACCGGAACUCCAUCUACACCCGAAGAGAAACCCUGAAACGUCCAUACUCGGAGAGUCUGUUGGCCAUAUCCGACAAAAGACCGAAGUACUACGAGGCUUCGAGUUCAACCGCUUCGGUGAACGUUCCUUCGACCACUUUUUCAACAGCCAAAUCGACCGGGGAUCGCGAAACUCCAACUUCCGUCGAAGAUCUUUCGAGUAAACCUUCCUCUUCGGCUGGUCCCAGCUCGCGCAACGAUAACGACGAAUGUGCCAGGGGACCGGGAGGAAACGGUGAUAUGUGGAGACCGUGGUAAAUUUUUGCUGAAAUAUUUGAUCAGGGGCGGGUCAUCUCAUCGAUUCGAGAAUGGGGAAAAGAAGAAAGAAGAAACCCUCGAAGUAUGGGGCGCCAUUCAAUUUUAGAGACGAUAUUACAGUGACUUAGUUAAUUAGUGGCGAAGCCCGUGUACCUUUAGAUUUAAGUGACAUGAUUUUUUACGUUGACUGUUUAAACUACUUAUUGUUAAGAUGCGAGUCAUGGUAUGUAAACGUAGAAGUAAAAAUUGGAUAUUUUUACGCAGAGUGAAAAGAAAGCUGAAUACAUAUUUUUUGGUAAAUCUUUUGACAAGGAUUGCGAAUAUAGUGAAACUUGGACAUGCGUUAAUCGUGCGUUCUCUCAAUUUAAAGACUAAAAUCAGCUUUAAAGUAUCGUUAGUCUAACGCCUUAAGUGUAAAUAGCUUUUGUAAAUAAUUAUAUCUAUUUUACUACAUACUUUAACUUAAUGUAUUAGAACUUAAAAUUAAUUACGUUGUUCAAAAAUAUGUUUCCCAAAUGAUCCGAAGCGGUCAGUAUUUUCAACCAAUGUAGUAUUAUGACUUUGUGAUAAAUAUUGUAACUCUGUUGAAAUUAAUAAAGAUUUUUUC